UCCUGGGGUUCAGUGGGGCCUGACAGGGCCUGUGCUCACGGCCUCUCCGGGGGGCUCACAGGGAGAGAUGCCACCAGAGCGUUUGCCACCGGCGACUUCACCCCGGCGGGGCUGGUGGACGACGUGUCGGGGCUGUCGCCGGGCGAGAUGCUGGCCAUCCUGAGCUGGCUCUCCUUCUACGGCGACAACUACGAGGUGGUGGGGAAGCUGGUGGGCAGAUUCUACGAUGAAGAUGGGGCACCAACAGAAGCCUUAAGGCAGGCGGAGGCUGCGAUUGAGGAAGCUCUGAAGUUCAAAGCAGAAAGUGAGCAGAAGAAGCAGCAGUUUCCACCCUGCAACUCGGAAUGGAGCUCUGCUAAGGGCAGCCGGUUCUGGUGCUCCAGACAGAGUGGGGGAGUGGACAGAGACUGGGUCGGAGUCCCUCGGAAGCUCUACCGUCCUGGUUCCAGGGGGAGUCACUGCGUGUGUGUGAGGACUACUGGGCCACCGUGGGGCCAGCCGGCCUCCAGCCCCCACGGCGACCGGGGUGACCUGGAUGACCCUCACCUGGAGGAAUACGACGGCUGCCACCCCCUGGCCCACCAGUGUGUCCUCACGGGGACGUAGAGUCCCACAGCGAGACCUUGGGUGCCCUUUGGGUGGGCAGCUCCAGCUUCGUGCCCUUCCCUCUGCGCAAAGGGAGCGGGAGAAAUUUGGUGUGAUUUGUGGUUCUUUUUUAAUGCAUGGAGAUGAGAGAAGGAGAAAAUGCUUGAGCCAAGUUAGUGGCUAAAAAAAAAAUA
Messenger RNA from Calidris pugnax (ruff), 779 nucleotides. RefSeq names its product neuferricin. The record is from RefSeq and is a predicted model, not a curated record. Lineage: Eukaryota; Metazoa; Chordata; Aves; Charadriiformes; Scolopacidae. The coding region runs from base 148 to 606 and encodes 152 amino acids. The transcript has 3 exons.